AUGGCUAUCCAAACCUCCAGGAUGUUUUCUUUGCUGGUUGUGAUUUCAACUGCUGUAAUUUUUUUCUUAUCAUGGGGAGGUAUAUCACAAAGUAUCACCUGGACUACUUUCUCAGGAAAACUGUUACGCACUUAUGGAGGCAGUUGGUAUGACAGUAACUUAACAGUCUUGGAUGAUAAAGGGGAAUGGACUCCGCCACCUGAUGGUUUUACCUCAACAAAUAAAGCAGAAAAGACAAACUUUAAAACUGAUGUACCGAGAGCCUUUACACAUCGCACUGUAGCUGAGACUCCUAUGCCUGUCCUCUCCAAAAAAGACUUCAAGAAACUCCCCAGAUGGGAUUUUGACGAUAAAUAUAACCAGGAUUCUCCACCCAGACCGCCCACAUGCCCCCAGUCUCUACGGAUGUCAAACGAUGAGAAGUUUAAGAAGGCUUUCCUUCCCAACAUACGCUUGUUUCUGCACAAAGACAAUAUCAACAUGAGCGAGUGGAACCGACUCUCCCAUUUUAACAAUCCUUUUGGUUUUAUGGGGUUCAAGUAUGAUGAGGUGAUGGACUCAGUGAAAUUCAUCCCAAAGCCAAAGGAGCCACUUCUCCGUCCAGGAAAAGAUGGAUGUAUUCGCUGUGCUGUGGUGGGCACUUCUGGGAUCCUCUAUGGCUCUAAAUUGGGGAAAGAGAUCGAUGCACACGAUUAUGUGUUCCGGAUGAACGGCGCUGUCAUAAAGGGUUACGAGGAAGACGUAGGAAACAAAACAUCAGUGUACGUCCACACGGCCCACUCCAUCACCUCCUCCGUGUACAUGCUGAAGAAGUACGGAUACAAAUCUGUCCCACAUGAUGAGGGUAUAAAAUAUGUGAUGAUUCCUGAGGGGAUGAGGGAUUUCCAAUGGCUUCAGGGUCUUCUCAAAGGAGAAAGGGUCUCUGAUGGUCCAUAUAAAAACCGACGGCCAUGGACUUACUAUGCCAAUCAGUACAAUGAGACCCGCUUCUACGUUCUGCACCAGGACUUUCUCAGAUACGUGCGGAACAGGUUCUUGUUGUCUCCUAAUAUGAACGCUUCAUUCUGGGCAAUAGUGAGACCAACCAAUGGGGCAUUCACUGUCUUCCUGGCUCUACAAACCUGUGACAUAGUGGAUGCAUAUGGAUUCAUUACUGACAACCAUAAACAAUAUUCCAAUUACUACUAUGAGAGAGAUGCUAAAACCCAUAUAGUUUUCUACGCCAAUCACGAUUACACAAUGGAAAAGAAUAUGUGGAAAAAACUGCACGAGAGCAAAAUAAUUAAGUUAUAUUUCAGACCAGACCCUGAAAACAAAAAACCAUAA
This is a messenger RNA of Scomber japonicus (chub mackerel), 1326 nucleotides long. Its product is annotated as alpha-N-acetylgalactosaminide alpha-2,6-sialyltransferase 1-like. The coding region runs from base 1 to 1326 and encodes 441 amino acids. The transcript has 9 exons. Gene Ontology annotation, molecular function: sialyltransferase activity. NCBI's taxonomy places the organism in Eukaryota, Metazoa, Chordata, Actinopteri, Scombriformes, Scombridae. The record is from RefSeq and is a predicted model, not a curated record.